This is a messenger RNA of Drosophila serrata, 976 nucleotides long. RefSeq lists its product as uncharacterized. Gene Ontology annotation, cellular component: ciliary base; axoneme. Lineage: Eukaryota; Metazoa; Arthropoda; Insecta; Diptera; Drosophilidae. The record is from RefSeq and is a predicted model, not a curated record.
ACCAUCAACUGGACGAGAAAAUGUCUGUGGAAGACUCUUGGGUGUUUGAUUCCUUGGUGUGCUUCCUGCACGGACCCAUUUGGAAUGCUCCACUUCAGACAUUCAUCGAGCAGAAAUCCCUAGUCUUCGAUCCCAACCAGCAGCUGGAUGAGAACAAUCCUGAUAUACUCCAGAUCCAUGAGGAGUACAAGAAUCUAGUUGAUUAUAUGCUGGGCAGCUUCAUGGAGGAAAUGCAUAUAUCGCCGGAGCAAUUCGAAAUGGCCUGUCUCGAGGGACGUCAGCAGGGGGUUCAGGGUCAGGGCGAGAAUCCCUUUCAGUUCCACCAGGUGCUGUUCCAGCAGAUAUGGGCUGCCAACGAUUUAAAGAUAUUUAUUCGCAUGAUGACGCAACGCAAUGUGGAGCUUCAGCUGCAGGCUCUUGAUCUAAUCGAGAAAAAUCAAUUGGCCCAAAGUGCCAGCGCCGGAGAAGGUGGAGAUGAUGACCAUAGCGCGGAGGUGGGCUCAGAUCAGGGGGAUACCGCCUCGGAGGUGGAGCAAUUAAUAGCCAAGACCGUCGCCGGUGAACUCGAGAGUCCAGAAGCUGCCCUCACUCCCGAACAUGAUCCCAGCCUGGAUUCGGUCAAUGAUAAGUUCCAGCGCCUGAACUUGUUCUUCGAGCAGGAGGAUCAAGUGGAUCCCAACGACAUGGUGUCGCGGCAGGAGUACCUGCGCCGACAGCGCGACAAGAUUGUGGAGAUCAAGAAGCAAACUCGUGCUAAACAGUUGCAGGAGACAAUGGCCCGGGGUACGCCGCAUGCCCCUGAGGGAGCACGUCCCAGCUCCGCGUUGGUGGCCCAGCAGCUUUUGGAGAACGGAGGACGAACCACGGAACUCUCGAUGCCGGCUCCCCUGGAAAGCGAAGAGAACGCUGCCCUCCAAUUGAGACGGAAUCUGGCCAAGCGCCUGCGCAGCGAAGUUGUGGAGCAGAAGUGAGCUGU